CUUAGUGGGCAUGCGCAGCUCAGUGACGUAGCGGUGUCGUCAUAGCAACAGCAGCCGUCAACAUGGCAAAAGCAACAACCAUCAGAGAAGCGCUGGUGAAAUGGGAGGAAAAGGCUGGGGAAAAGGUUGGUGAGGCCAAAGAAGUGAGGCUGUACGGUCAGAUUCCUCCUGUAGAGAAGAUGGACGCCUCCCUGUCCACGCUGAUCAACUGCGAGAAACUUUCCUUGUCAACAAACUGCAUUGAGAAAAUAGCAAACCUCAAUGGCUUGAAAAACUUGAGGAUACUAUCGCUAGGAAGAAACAACAUAAAGAAUCUUAAUGGACUCGAGGCAGUAGGGGACACAUUAGAAGAGUUGUGGAUCUCCUACAACCUGAUUGAGAAACUGAGAGGAAUCCAUGUCAUGAGGAAACUCAAGGUCCUCUACAUGUCCAACAACCUGGUGAAGGAGUGGGGGGAGUUUGUGAAGCUAGCAGACCUGCCGUGCCUGGUGGACCUGGUCUUUGUGGGAAACCCCCUGGAGGAGAAGUAUUCAGCCGAAGGGACGUGGAUGGACGAGGCCUCAAAGAGGCUCCUUAGGCUGAAGAAACUAGACGGAACCCCAGUCAUAAAAGCAGAAGACGACGAGGGAGAAGGAGAAGGUAAUGCAGCUGAAAAAUAAAAUAUGCAGUUAAACCACCAUUCCUCUUGUUCUCCCUCUCUCUUUUUUACCUUUUUUUUUAAACUGUUUUAAAACAGCAAUGAGUUGUGAUCCAGAUAAAUGCAGGCAUUGAACUGAUUGCCUAUUCUGAAUUAAUAAAGCACAUUGGUUUUAUCUGAGGCAUACACACACAGUCCUGUUCUGCCUGUUUUGAAGCACAACUGGUUUUAGGUGUAUUCACUAUUGAAUGUGGUGGUAUGGCACACGCUCCAAGCUAUAGUCCCAUGACUGAAUGCAACAAAUGUCCUCCAACGUCACUGUGAACUCAACAUAUGUGAAGCCAUGUGUACCAUAAACCUAGCAGAUAUACUCCUAUGCAGCUGAUGUACCUCUAUGUGUCACUUUACACUUAGCAGAUAUACUCCACUUGGAGUUCCUGAGCCCAUGUGGCCCUUCCUCCUUAACGUCAAUCGCCCUAACUCACACCAUUAAAAAAUAAAUUGGACAUCAUAAAACCCAAGUUGUUUACCCAACAUGGCCUCCAUUGAUGAAUGCCAAAAUCCAAAUGAAAUCGUUCUGAAAUGUUAAAAUUGUUCUGGCUUAAUUUCUGUCUUUGAUAUUGAGAAAAGUUAGACAUGUUAUAACAAUGUUUUUCUGUAAAUACGCCUGUCUUAUACGCUUUCAGAGUAUGUUUAUGGGCACUAUAUAUAUCCCAUUUAAGGGCUUAUUCCACCUGUUCUUCUGUAUCCAUACAUUUCCCUUUAUCUGAGACUUUUUAUAAUGAACAUCAUUAUAAAAAGUUGCACUUCUCUACGCGUCAUUUAUUAGUGUCAUGAUAAGUCAAUGUAUAUUUGAUGACAUGGUUCUUAACAAACAUUUUUGAAAUAAAUGAUAUCAAGCAAA
Messenger RNA from Gadus morhua (Atlantic cod), 1541 nucleotides. RefSeq names its product dynein, axonemal, light chain 1 (gene dnal1). The record is from RefSeq and is a predicted model, not a curated record. Gene Ontology annotation, biological process: outer dynein arm assembly. The transcript is spliced from 8 exons. Bases 63 to 659 code for a protein of 198 amino acids. Gene Ontology annotation, cellular component: cytoplasm. Gene Ontology annotation, molecular function: alpha-tubulin binding; dynein heavy chain binding. Lineage: Eukaryota; Metazoa; Chordata; Actinopteri; Gadiformes; Gadidae.